CGCAAACUUUCUCGCCUUCACCGGGAUAUAUUUGCAAAUUAUGUCCAAACGAUGAUACGAGGUUCUUGAUCUCUUCACGAAUCUGCAAGCACUGCGGAAAUUGUGACCGGCCAGCAAAGCCUGAAGCUAUUCGUUGAAGUCAGCAGACAAUAUGUCGGACUAUCAGCUCUACCACUCUCUGGGCCAGGGAGGCCCGAAUGACGACCCUAACAACCCCAAUAAAGCCUCCCAACCUGCUCCUCCUCAAUUUCAGCAUCCAGUUGCUCCUUCGCCCUACCAACAACCCGGCGCAAACUUCAAUGCGCCUGGACAGACCCCGCAGUACAACUCUCAAAUGGGACCGCCCUCGCCCUAUGGAGCCCCUCAAGGGCAAGGAUACUUCCCCGAUCAAGGCACACAAUUACACGAUGGAGGAUUAGCUGCUCAAAUGGGAGGGCUAGGUCUUGGAGACGUUAGCUCGCACGGAAAGAAGAAAAAGAAGGACAAACACGCCUACCACACUGUCGAACCCACUGGCUCUUCACAAGCUUUCAAUGGCAUGCCUCAGGGCGGAGUACCUCCAUCGGCAUACCUAAAUGCGGAUCCAUCAGUAAUGCCAGGUCAAGGUCAAGGAGGGCAAUUCUUAAACCAGCCGAUCACUCCACAAAUGUCGCAGUUCCCAGCUCCGGUCAACGCCCCUUUCAACCCAGCCAACCCUUCUUCUCCUGCCGAAUUUGCGUCGAGAAAUGGCACAACUGAUCCUGGAUUCUCUGCAAAUAUGCAGACGUCAGCACAUGGUCGAGUCGACCCAGAUCAAAUCCCCAGUGUACCCAGAUCUCGAGACGCCAUUUCUCAAUACUACCUCAGUCAUGUAUACCCAACCUUCGAACAUCACUUACCGCCUCCUGCCUCUGUCUCGUUUGUUGCCUUUGAUCAAGGAAACUCCUCUCCAAAGUUUACACGCCUCACCAUGAACAAUAUCCCAUCCACAUCAGACUCACUUCACUCGACCGCGCUACCACUUGGGCUGCUGUUGCAACCUCUUGCGCCUUUACAACCCGGUGAGCUUGAGAUUCCGGUAUUAGAUUUUGGAGAAAUUGGUCCACCAAGAUGCCAUCGGUGUCGAGCGUAUAUCAACCCAUUCAUGGUUUUCAAGUCAGGUGGAAACAAGUUUGUCUGCAACAUGUGCAAUUACGCGAAUGAUGUUCCUCCUGAGUACUUCUGUGCAACAACACCCCAGGGCGCUCGUGUUGAUAGAGAACAACGACCUGAGUUAAUGCGUGGUACGGUAGAGUUUUUGGUUCCGAAGGAAUACUGGUCGAAGGAGCCAGUUGGACUGCGGAUACUGUUUCUGAUUGAUGUUGGCCAAGAAGCAUUUAACAGGGGCUUCUUGGAAGCAUUCUGUGAAGGCGUUAUGGCUGCUCUGUACGGUGGAGAUGACAGCCCGGCAGGAGACGGCCAGAUCAAGCGCAGAAUUCCAGAGGGAGCGAAGGUUGGCUUUGUCACUUUUGAUAAGGAUAUUCAUUUCUAUAAUAUGAACCCGGCUCUCGAUCAAGCGCAGAUGAUGAUCAUGCCAGAUAUCGAGGAUCCAUUCGUGCCUCUUGGCCACGGAUUGUUUGUGGAUCCAUACGAAGCGAAGUCAAAUAUCACUUCACUACUGAGUCAACUGCCCGCAUUAUUUUCGGAGAUCAAGAAUCCCGAACCAGCACUGCUCCCCACUUUGAAUGCUGCAUUGGCUGCACUUGAGAAGACUGGUGGAAAGAUCAUCUGUUCCUUGUCUGCACUACCAACUUGGGGCCCUGGACGUCUGUUCCUUCGAGAUGAUGGUAAACAGCAUGGUGGUGACGCCGAGAAGAAGCUACUCGAUACCGAGCACCCUGGCUGGAGGAAAGCUGCCGACAAGAUGGUUCAAGCAGGAGUCGGUACAGAUUUCUUUUUGGCUGCUCCAGGCGGUGGGUACUUGGACAUCGCCACAAUUGGCCACGUCUCAGCAUCCACGGGAGGAGAGACAUUUUAUUAUCCCAACUUCGUGUCACCACGCGACACUGAGAAGUUGUCCCAGGAGAUUAUACACACUGUUACACGAGAGACUGGAUAUCAAGCGCUGAUGAAAGUCCGAUGUUCGAACGGUCUGCAAGUACAAUCAUACCACGGAAAUUUCAUCCACCAUACUUUUGGUGCCGACGUAGAGCUUGGCACCAUCGACUCCGACAAGGCUAUGGCUGUUAUCUUCAGCUAUGAUGGAAAACUAGAUGCCAAGCUCGAUGCACACUUUCAGAGCGCAUUACUUUACACAACGGCGACUGGGGAGCGGAGAGUGAGGUGCUCGAACGUGAUCGCGAGUGUCAGCGACAAUGCCAAGGACUGCAUGAAGUUUGUCGAUCAAGACGCUGUCUAUACUCUGAUGGCGAAGGAAGCCGCUUCCAAGAUGACGUCGGCUUCGUUGAAGGAUAUACGUGGAGCUUUGACAGAAAAGAACGUCGACAUCCUCGCCGGAUAUCGGAAGAACUUCUCUGGUUCUCAUCCUCCAGGUCAACUGGUCCUUCCCGAGAAUCUCAAGGAGUUCAGCAUGUAUAUUCUAGGUCUCAUCAAGUCACGCGCCUUUAAAGGCGGACAAGAACCAACUGAUCGACGAGUCCACGAUAUGCGGAUGAUCAAAGGAAUGGGAGCACUCGAGUUAUCGUUGUAUCUCUACCCCGGCAUGAUUCCAAUCCACAACCUCGCUCCCGAAGACGGAUUUCCGAAUGCUGACGGCCAUCUGCACAUGCCACCCUCAAUACGUUGCUCCUUCUCGAGAGUCGAAGAUGGAGGCGUCUACCUCAUCGACAACGGCCAAAACUGCUACUUAUGGAUGCACGCCCAAACAUCACCCAACCUAAUUGCCGAUCUCUUUGGCGAAGGAAAAGACAGUCUCAAAUCCCUUGAUCCAUACAGUUCCUCCCUACCAGUCCUAGAAACCCAUCUCUCGGCCCAAGUACGGAAUAUACUGGAGUACCUAAAGACGAUGCGAGGUUCGAAAGCCUUGACGAUACAGCUCGCGAGACAAGGAUUGGAUGGCGCGGAAUACGAGUUCGCGAGGUUGUUGGUGGAAGAUCGGAAUAACGAGGCGCAGAGUUAUGUCGAUUGGUUGGUGCAUAUCCAUCGGCAUGUUCAGCUGGAGUUGACGGGACAGAGGAAGAAGGAAGAUAGUGGUGAGAACUCGAUCGCGUCGAAUUUCGCGGGACUGAGACCGCCGUAUUGGUAGGGGAGCAUGGGACAAGGAGGGAUUGUAUGAUUGAUUGAGUGUAGUGUGGGUUGGAGUUGGGUAUUUUAGCGUGCAUUAGAAAAGCUGAUGAUUCUGCAUCCUUUCUCGCUAUUUUGCUGGAAUCCCUUACUGUUGGCAUCAGAUCUGGUCAGCUUUCGGUCUAGAUCAAGGCGGAUCUGAAGCAAAGAAAGUUUCCGAGUCGCGUAUAUAGGUCACAUCACUAAGUCGAAUGAUAUAUGACAGCACGCUUCGGCUCGGGUGGAUUAUAAGUAUCCAUUUUGGGCAUCUUGAAGUGGACUGAAGUCGAGUUGUACAUGGUCG
Molecule: messenger RNA, 3544 nt
Organism: Hyaloscypha bicolor E
Lineage: Eukaryota; Fungi; Ascomycota; Leotiomycetes; Helotiales; Hyaloscyphaceae
Exons: 5
Coding region: 152-3223 (1023 amino acids)
Biological process (GO): intracellular protein transport; COPII-coated vesicle cargo loading; endoplasmic reticulum to Golgi vesicle-mediated transport
Cellular component (GO): COPII vesicle coat; endoplasmic reticulum exit site
Molecular function (GO): zinc ion binding; SNARE binding
Source: RefSeq, a predicted model, not a curated record